Ceraceosorus guamensis is the source of this 554-nucleotide messenger RNA. RefSeq lists its product as hypothetical. The transcript has a single exon. The record is from RefSeq and is a predicted model, not a curated record. The coding region runs from base 327 to 485 and encodes 52 amino acids. NCBI's taxonomy places the organism in Eukaryota, Fungi, Basidiomycota, Exobasidiomycetes, Ceraceosorales, Ceraceosoraceae.
CCGCAAGACUAUGCAGUAGGUCAAUGGGUGAUGGGCAUGUAUCCCGACACUUCAUGCUUCUACCGCGCCAAGGUCUUGGGUGGAGGACCAGGUCUGACUGGUCGUCAGAACCCAGCCAAGGUGAGUCAAGACUGCGAAGGAGUGUCACGCAGUGAGCCGCACGUGUGCUGCUCGUGGUCUCGCAUGAUCUUUGACGACCACCCCCCUCUCAGCUCAAAUCGAGGACGCAGGAACUGUUGGCCAAGCCAUAUCAAUUGGAGUUCGAGGAUGACAACAAUAGGAUGCACGAAGUCUCUGCCGGCUACGUCGUGGAAAGACCAUAGUCGAUGGGUGGUGAGGCUGACGAAAGCAAGCGAUCGCGUGCCACGCUGAUUGCUACCAUCGCACGAUGCUGUCGACUCGAGACUCGAGAGUCCUUUCGGCUCUUGCUCGCCUUCAUUUCCAUUCCGAUCACCUUCGCCGUCUCCACCUUCAAUGUUCCCUAGUAUUCGCGUCUUUUGCUUCGUCUUCCUCCCCCUCUUCUGCAAUGAACACGAUCUGCUGCGUAGUCUAUC